GUAUAAUUGUUACUCUAAGAUACUUGUAAACAUAAUUGAAUCAUGUUUCUCUUGGCUCUCUCGUUUUGAAUGUACAAAUAUUUUAAAGAAGGACACACUAUCAUCAACAAAACAAAAAUUGACCAUAACAAAUUGAAAGGUAUGAUCUUACAAUUUUUAGAAGUCUAAAACUAUGAUCUUGCUUGCUCCUGUGAAAAUUGAAGGAAAACGAGAUAAAGUGGGUAAAUUUGUCAUUUAGCUAACUAUGAAGAAGAUAUUCCUUGCGCAGCUGAAGCACAAGCCAAAAUAUUUUGUGGCAACGGUUCUUUGCGUGAAACUCAGCCAUCCCUUUCUCUUAUUUCUUCCAAGAAAUAAAAACGGUUCCUUGCUCUCUUUUCUCUCUUUGUAAUUGCAAUACUACAACUGAAAACCACCCCCAGAACAACGACAUUAACUACCAUACACAAACUUCGUUGAAAGCUAAAGCAAAAUCUUGGGUUAUAGUUAAUGGCUCAAUUCACCCUACAAGGACGUUUGAAGCCGCUCUUUCAUGGUGACGGGGUGGAACCAAAAGACCCUUUUCAUUACAAGCUUGUUAGCAAUGUUUUUGGUGGUUCUGGUGGGCUAAAAUCACUUCAAGUUCAUAAGGGUAGGCUCAGGUUUCUUGGUUCUACAGCUAGAAGACACCACUUUUCUUAUUCUUUGAAGAAAGGUAGCAAAUUUAAUGCAAAGGGAAGUAUGAAUGUGAGUGAUGAAGGAAUUUACGAAGAAGAGGAUUAUGACAGUGAGCUUGAGACUGAUGAAUUGGCUUGUUUUAGAGGUCUUGUUUUGGAUAUCUCUUACAGGCCAGUCAGUGUCGUCUGCUGGAAGCGUGCUAUAUGUUUGGAGUUCAUGGAGAAGGCUGAUGUCCUAGAGUAUUAUGAUCAAACUGUGAACUCCACAAGUGGAUCCUUCUACAUACCAGCCGUGUUAAGGGUUCCCCAUCUGCUGCAAGUUGUUAGGAGAAGAAGACUAAGAACCAAUCUCAGCCGCAAAAAUGUUCUAUUUAGGGACAAUUUCACUUGUCAGUAUUGUUCUGCUCGUGAGAACUUGACCAUAGACCAUGUUCUGCCAGCUGCGAGAGGGGGGGAAUGGAAAUGGGAAAAUCUGGUCGCUGCUUGUGCCAAGUGCAAUUCUAAGAAAGGUCAAAAAACUCUGGAGGAAGCAAGCAUGAAGCUGAUUAAGGUCCCCAAGGCCCCAAAGGAUUAUGACAUACUUGCCAUACCCCUAACAAGCGCAGCAGUAAGGAUGUUGAGGAAGAGAAAGGGGACCCCUGAAGAAUGGCGUCAAUAUCUCUCCCCUUCAUCAGAGCCUUAGACAUCCAUCUAUGCAGCCUGUUGUACAUUCUUACAUUUCUUACAUUCAUUCAGUGCUCACUGCUCACUUCUAAAUUGCAUCAAAAGUUGUCUCAUAUUUCGACUUUUGAUUCAUGGAAUGGAUGUAUUCAUGUCUAGAAAAUGCUUAACUUAGGUUUUUAUAUUCAUUUAGGAUUUCCUUUGGCAAUGUUUUAAGGCCAAACACUCGAUCCCCUAGAACUAGUUAUCGAUAGAAGUGUAUCACGUUACCGAUGAUCAAAUAAUCAAUGAUCAUUUCAAUAAAAAUCUCUAAUCUCUUUAAUUUUUGUUUUUAUUCGUGUGAAUAUGCUUCUUGAUCUUGUUGUAGAACUAGUCAUCGGUAAGAGCUACAUAGAGCUAACUCAAAACAAUUUGAAUGCACUGCAAUGUUCAUAUUUCCCUUUAUGGUUCCCCUGAAAAGAGACAAAGGAAAGAUAAUUGUAAUUCUGAAGUCAAAGAUAGAUGGCAGAAUCCAUUGACUCUAAGCAUCGUGGUAACAUGCAUUAAUAUGCUUGGAUAAGGCAUGUUUCUGUGAUCUUAUUUGCAUACAGCUCAAGCUCAACUAUCUCAUUCUUUCCUCAUCAAAAAUAUUUUGUAGUGCUAUAUAGUUAUUAUAAUCCAGGUUAAUAUAUAAGUCCAAAAGGAUGAUUCAAAGUUCAAAACCAAUAAAUUCAGGUUUUUAAAAUU
Messenger RNA from Durio zibethinus, 2039 nucleotides. NCBI's taxonomy places the organism in Eukaryota, Viridiplantae, Streptophyta, Magnoliopsida, Malvales, Malvaceae. The record is from RefSeq and is a predicted model, not a curated record.